Messenger RNA from Phalacrocorax carbo (great cormorant), 3797 nucleotides. Lineage: Eukaryota; Metazoa; Chordata; Aves; Suliformes; Phalacrocoracidae. The record is from RefSeq and is a predicted model, not a curated record.
GAGGCGCCAAUCGCGACGAGGGGCGGGGCUUGCGGCGGGGCCGGAGCGGCGCGGCGCGAUGGAGCGGGGCCGGGCGCUGGGCCUGGGGCUGCUGCUGGGGGUCCUCGUUGGGGCGGCGAGCGGGCUCCAUUCCCUGCGCUACUUCUAUGUUGGGGUGUCGGAGCCCAGCCCGGGGUUACCCCAUUUCACGAUCGUGGAAUACAUGGACCAGAACCCCUUUGCACGCUACGACAGCGAGAUGGGGCACGUGGAGCCCAAGGCGCACUGGAUAGCGGCCAACAUGGAUCAGCAGUUCUGGGAGAGCCGGACCAAGACCGCCCAGCGCUAUGAGCAGAAGCACCGGGUGUACCUGGACAUCCUGUGGCGCCGCUACAACCAGAGCGGGGGGACUCACACGUGGCAGCGCAUGGCCGGCUGUGACCUCCUGGAGGACGGUAGCACCAGGGGGUUUUAUCAGGAAGCCUACGACGGGAGGGACUUCAUUGCCUUCGACAUGAACACGAUGACGUUCACCGCAGCGGACGUGGGGGCCCAGAUUAUCAAGAGGAAGUGGGAGGAGGACGGGACUGUUGCUGAGCGGCACAAGCACUACCUAGAGAACGACUGCAUCGAGGCGCUGAGGAAGUACGUGAGCUACGGACGGGCCGUGCUGGAGAGGAAAGAGCCCCCCACGGUCCGAGUGUCGGGGAAGGAGGCCCAGGGGAUCCUGACCCUGCACUGCCGCGCUUACGGCUUCUACCCGCGGCCCAUCGCCAUCAGCUGGCUGAAGGACGGCGAGGUCAGGGACGCGGAGACCGAGUGGGGCAGCGUCGCGCCCAACAGCGACGGCACCUACUACACCUGGGCCUCUAUUGAGGCGCGCCCGGAGGACAAGGACAAGUACCGGUGCCGCGUGGAACACGCCAGCCUGCUGGAGCCCGGCCUCUUUGCGUGGGAGCCGGAGUCCAAACUGCUCACCAUCGUGCUGGCGGUGGCUCUUGCCAUCGGGGCUGUCGCCGCCGUCAUCGCUGGAUUCAUCAUCUGGAAGUGGAAAUCAGAGAAGAAUAAGAAGGGCUACGACAAGGCGCCAAGCACGGACGGGGGCUCUGGCAGCGCGGCCUCAGGGAUGCCCAUCUGACCGCUUGACGAGGGGCUGGCACAUGGCUGGAUGCGGCCCCCUGCCCGCUCCCGGCCUGGGCGCAGAGGGCUGCUGGAGGAGGCUGGGAGCUGCCUGCAGAGAGAGUUUGUCCUGCUGAGCCUGUCCACUGCUGGCCACUCUUGUGGCUCUUCUAUGUGUGCGCUUAUUUAUUUGUAUUGAAAUAUGUGCAUGAUGUGUUUAUAAUAGUGGUGUAUAAUAUUUUGUAUUAUGUGUUUUGGGUUUGUGGUUUUUUUUAAUACCGAGUUUGUAAUUGAUUUCUUCUGUUUCUCACUCACCCCCACCAUUGAACAGACGGGGGUUGAUCCAAGAGGUUGAGUGGGACACAACCAGGCAGAUGACCCAAACUAAGGAGACAGAUUCCAGGCUGUAUGAUGUGGUGCUUUAGGAUAAAAACGGAAAAGAGGCAGUUGAGGGAGACCGGCCAGCAUUUCUUCAGGACCUCUCUGGGUGUUGAUGUCCCUGUGGUGGAGGUGGUGAGCUCUGAGGCCACGCAGACGGGCGCGGAGAUGAGCAUCUUCUGGUUUGAGGUCAGGCAACUGUCACUGUGACUAAAUGAGGCACUUAAGUCUCAAGUAAAGUGGUUGCUCUUGUAGUGAAGGAGCCACAGUGGAAGCGGAGGCUGUCUUGGCCAAUAAAAGAAGCAGCAGCUCCUCCUGAGAUGGGGCAGAGGCAGGAACGACCCAGUCCCUAUCCCUGACCUGGCUGUGAUAGAGGGAAUGGUUUUGUCCAUCAGCCAGGCGAAGACGUUUGCUCCGUGGUUGCCCCGAUGCCAGGAUAGUGGGGCUGCCAGGCUGGAACUAGGAGGCAGGGCAGGCCAGCAGCUGGGAUCCAUUGCUAGGGACUGUGGGAUUGACGGAUCGGAAGAGGGGCAGCCACCAGCCGCCUCUGGACGUGGCUCUUCUUGAGCGUGAAGGCAAAGUAUCCUGUCAAGGAAGAUCUUGUAACCGAGCGAGGCAAGUGAUCGGCCAGAGAGGAAUGUGUCCAGUACCUGAGGGCAUUGGUGGUGGUGUCGGUGGUCUACAGUGACCUGGACAAUAAUGGGCCUGCAAAGAUGGGGCUGGCACCCAGCGCCCAUGGUCGGUAUGGCGGAUGUUUGUACGGAGCACACCGAUGAGCGCCAGCAGUCCGGUGGUGGCAGAUUGGGCAGACAUUGAGGCACCGAGUGUCCUUUGACUGGUCUGCCAAUGCCAGCAUUUCAAGGAGAACCUGCGUGGUUCUCUCUGUGUGACCGUGAGGAGGACACGAGGAUCUGGGACAGUGCACCUCCCUCGGUACUGGAAGCCCCAGAAUUGCAGAGAGAAGAGUGGCUGGAAAGGGACCAUCCAGGAAGACGGCUGCUGCGGUUUUCUUCGAGCAGUUCCCCAGGCGCAGUAGAUGGGCUGAGGAUGCAUCUGCUCCUUCUGAUCCUGAUCCAGUGGUUGUAUGUCCACGUGGGGUCGAACCCCACACCCAGCACCAUGGCAAGGCUGUGCCCGACCACAGCAGGACCGUAACGGUGACUAGUCCUUGCAACAUAGUCUGGGCAAGAGAGACACGGGCUCCUCUGAGGGUGAAAAGGCUUCUGGUUUGCAGUUACAGGAGUCGGGUAAGGAAUGCUCUGGUCAGGACGAGGGGCCCUGCCCCCGCCGGACAGGGAAAAGGGACAAGCGGAUUUCAUGGCCUGGCACGUGAGACCCAUGGAAGUAUAAGGCUGUGGUGGACACCAGUGUACAGUGACCCCUAAUGGCAUUGGGGUACCAGGGGAGAGGACACACAGCUGGAUUUGCAGCGUGACAUGGGAUCCCCCAGUUGCUGAGGUGGGAGCCGAGGGGAGCCCAGCGGGAAACGGGUGGGAGAAGCGGCCGGUGUGAGGCUCCGUGUAUCCUUGGCAUUGACUUGGAAGUAAGAUACUUCAGGGAAGUAAAGAUACUGCAAGGAUCUGAAGAGGCACUGGUGGGCUGCUGUAGAUCAUAGAGUCAUAGGAUAUCUGAGUUGGAAGGGAUCCGCAAGGAUCUCUGAGUCCAGCUCCUGUCCCAGCACAGGAAAACCCUAAAAUUCACACCGUGUCUCUGAGGGUGUUGUCCAAGUGCUUCUUGUAUGUUGUCAGGCUUGGUGCCGUGACUGCCUUCCUGGGCCGCCUGUUCCUGGGGACCGCAAUGAGUUCUCCCCUCGGCCUCCUCUUCUCCAGGCUGAACAAACCAAGCGACUGUCAUGGUUUUAGCUGGGACAGAGGUAAUUUUCUUCACUGCAACUGUGUGAAGUGCUUUGCUUUGGAGUUAGUAUGAAAAGAACGUUGAUAACACCGAUGUUUUGGCAGUUGCUGGGUAGUGCUUGUACUAGUCAAGGACUUUUCCAGCUCCCCAUGCUGUGCCGGGGGCACAAGGAGCCGGGAGGGGAGGGGGCACAGCCAAGAGAGCGGAUUCACACUGCCCAAAGGGAUAUUCCAUAUCAUGUAACGUCAUGCCCAGUAUGUUAACUGGGAGGAACUGGCCGGGGGAGGGAGGCAGCGAUCGCGGCUCGGGGACGGGCAGCGUUGGUCGGUGGGUGGUGACCAGUUGUGUCGUUUGUGUUUCUGGUUUUUUCCCUUUUCCUUUUUAUUUUAUUAUAAUUACUUUUAUUAUUAUCCUAAUCAUUAUUAUAAUUAUUAUUUUUAUUGUAAUUAUUAAAUUGUUCUUAUCUC